This is a messenger RNA of Triticum aestivum (bread wheat), 3072 nucleotides long. RefSeq names its product stress response protein NST1. The coding region runs from base 400 to 2883 and encodes 827 amino acids. The transcript has 3 exons. The record is from RefSeq and is a predicted model, not a curated record. Lineage: Eukaryota; Viridiplantae; Streptophyta; Magnoliopsida; Poales; Poaceae.
CCAAAGAGGCUAGAGGAAGAGAAAAAAAAGAUCGAACGAAAUUACCCAAUCCGAGAGCAAACCUAGGGUUUUCGCCAUGACCACCGCGCGCCUCGAGCUCCUCCACCCCUCCUCCAUUCCCAAUCUCUCCUAGGGCGACGCCGAUACCCUGCCCCGCAUCUCGCAUCCGCGAGAAAGGAGCCGCCUUUCCUUUCCUCUCCGCCCGCUCCCUCUCUUCCAUCCCAGGGUUUCCUCCCCCUUUCCCCUUUCCGCCCUCAAAGCCGCCGCAUCGCAUCGCGUCGCCCACCCAGCAAGCAAGCAAGCCGCCCGCUAUCGUCGCCAGGUAGGGCGUGAGAUUCGGAGGAAGGCGCUGGCGAUCGACCUCCGGGUUAGGGCCUCGGCAGCGGCGGCGGUCGGAUAAUGUGUAUACUGUGCGCCGUGCAACGGUGGUCGCGCCGCGUCGCCACCAUGCUGCCGUGGCUCGUCCUCCCGCUCAUCCUCCUCUGGGCGCUCUCCCAGCUCCUGCCCGCCGCCUACCGCUUCGAGGUCACCUCCCCGCGCCUCGCCUGCGUCUCCGUCCUCCUCCUCACCCUCUUCUGGUACGAGAUUCUCCUCCCGCGCCUCUCCAUCUGGCGUGCCCGCCGCUCGGCGCGCCUCCGGGAGGAGCGCCGUGCCCAUGCGCUCGAGCUUCAGAAGCUCCGCAAGACCGCCACACGCCGUUGCCGCAACUGCAACAAUCCCUACAGGGACCAGAACCCUGGCGGCGGCAAGUUCAUGUGCUCAUACUGUGGCCACGUAUCCAAGCGGCCCGUGCUUGACCUUGGCCCUGCGGGGAAGGUCCCGGCUGGGUGGCCUUGCAGUCAGGAUUGGGCUAAUGCAGUCGGUGACCCAGGUUACUGGCUUGACCUGCAGUGUUCCGCUGAUAACUCGUACUCAGGCUUCUCAUGGCGGCUGUUCUCGUGCUUUUGCACGAGUAUGGCAUGGUUCUGGAAGAAAGUGUUUAGGUUUGGGUCAUCAGUGGACAGCGGUGGAUUGGGCCGGGAUGGCAGAAUGUUGACAAAAGCAGGGGACAAUGGAGGCAAGGCUGAGGAGAGCAGAGUGGACAAGGCGAAAAGGAAGGCUGAGGAGAAGAGGUUGGCGAGGUUGGAGAGGGAAAUGCUGGAGGAGGAGGAAAGGAAGCAGCGAGAAGAGAUGGCAAAGCUAGUGGAGGAGCGGAGAAGGCUGAGGGAUGAGAAAGCAGAGGCUGAGGAGCGAUCCAAAGGCGCUACCCCCGUCGGGGAGAAGGAUGCUAGGAAGGAGGCAGAACGGAGGCGGCAGGAGAGGAGGAGGAAGGAAGACAAGGGAUCAAGCAAGAGCAAUUCAGACUGCGAGGAUGUUGAGAGAAGAGUAAGCAGAGAAGGUGAGAGGAAGCGCGACUUUGAUAGAAGGAAUGAGACAGACAGGCGGGACGCAGCAAGAGUUGGGACAGAUGGAUAUAAGCCCAAUAACUUUGAAGCUAACAGUCAGGGUAGUAAGAUAGCACAGAGCAAGACGAAGUACUUUGGUCGUAUGACUGGAGGUUUAUUAUCUUCUUCCAGAGGUUUUGGUGGUGGCUCCUUUUUUGGUAGAAGUGCUCAGGCACCUGUUCAUCAAGCUAACAAGGUGACUAAACCGCUCGUUACUGCAACUGACCAGAGUAUUAAAAGAGAUACCCAACCUGCAGCAACACCAGCAAUGGUCAAAUCUGCCACAGCCGGAGAAACUAGAAAUUCAUUGACUAAUCUUAGUCGACCUGUUAGUCCAAAUAUGCAGGCACAUCCUACAGGCCUUAAAAAGUCAUGGCAUCAGUUGUUUAGUCGCUCAGCUGCAGUUUCCCCUUGCCCCGAUGUUACUGCUUCAGCUCGUGAGAAGAACAUGCAGCCUGCCCCAAAUGGUGCACAGAUAAGCAGCGCUCAAAAUUUUCUUGCUCAGUAUCCUCCUCUGGACAGCACGCCGAAGUUAAGCCAAUCCAUGCACUCUGCAGGGUUUCCGCCAGUGAAUGGAGCAUCUGCCAAUAUGCCGCUAUCUCAUUUUCCAGCGGGACACUCGCCCUUCGGUAAAGUUUCAGAAGCAGCAUUACUGGAAGAACCUGAGCAAUUUGAGGACCCAUGCUAUGAUCCAGAUGCCAUCGCAUUGCUUGGUCCAGUUUCAGAGUCCCUAGACAACUUCCCUCCAGACUGGGAUAGCAGAUUCACCUUGAAUGAUGUCACCAAGCAACCACAUGUUAGGAACCCCAUGCCUUCACCAAUUGAGUCUCCUCUAUCAAGAUCACGGACUGUUGAACGAAAUCCUAUUAGACCCUCACAUUUCUCAACUGCAAAAGGGCAUAAUGGUUCAAUGUCAGCUGAGGCUAACAAUGAGCAAGGCACAUGGCAAAUGUGGAGCACGCCGCUGGUACAGGACAGUUUAGGCCUGCGAGGUCCUCAGGGACAAUGGCUUCUACCAAACACAAAUCAAUUCAACCAUGGCAUCAAUCAUUUGAAUGGUGGAACAAGAAGCCCCCUCAGUGCUGGUCUGAAUGACAACGAUUUAUGGCGGCAGAAAUCACCCUUCCAGCAGUUGCCUCUUGAUACAGAUAGUCUGUUCCUUUCACACGACAUGUCAGAAAAUGCUAUACACAACGACUUGGGUUUUGGAUCUCCAAACAAAACAGCCCGUGCGCACCCCUUUGGACCACCUGAUCCUUGUCAUUCUUGGUCCAAGGAGCAGCUGGUGCCGAAUGGACCCCAGGGAGCUAGUCCAAUCCGUUCGCCGCCAACUGGAGGGCAUGCUGGUUUAUUUCCAACGAAUCCAAAUGCCCAAUCAGUCUGGUCGUUUGAUAAGAAAAGGGACAGCAUAGAAGUUAUGGGUGAAGCAAGGCUCCCUCCUUCCAGUCUAGGGAGUUGAGGAGACAUCGGCGUCGGACCGGACUGUAUUCCCUUAUGCGAAAAACGAAACAUAGCCGUCUUAUUUAGUAAGCACUCACCUGUUAACAUUGUGCGCCUUAUGCAUCCGUGUUAGGUUUCUCGCCUGAUACGCUUGUUUGGUGCAUUUUUUGGUGGAUUCAAUGCAAUGCAAUAUGCAAUGGUCGGGUUA